Messenger RNA from Asparagus officinalis (garden asparagus), 315 nucleotides. RefSeq lists its product as uncharacterized. Bases 1 to 315 code for a protein of 104 amino acids. Lineage: Eukaryota; Viridiplantae; Streptophyta; Magnoliopsida; Asparagales; Asparagaceae. The transcript has a single exon. The record is from RefSeq and is a predicted model, not a curated record.
AUGAAGGGUGUUCAACAAUUCGGCAGACGAGGAAAACUUGCCCCGAGAUAUGUUGGACUGUUCCGGAUUACCGAGCGUGUUGGAGCGGUUUCAUAUAGACUAGAUCUUCCAGCAUCGAUAUCAAGUGUGCACGAUGUAUUUCAUGUGUCGAUGCUCAAGAAGCACCUACGCGACGAGGAGCAGCAGAGGGUGAUCGAUACAUCUGAGAUCGAGAUUCAGACAGAUUUGUCCACCAUUGAGGUGCCGGUUUGCAUCCUUGCUAGAGAGGACAAGAGACUAAGAAAUAAGGUGAUUCCUUUAGUUAAAUUUCAAUGA